Molecule: messenger RNA, 1134 nt
Organism: Durusdinium trenchii
Lineage: Eukaryota; Dinophyceae; Suessiales; Symbiodiniaceae
Source: the annotation of a GenBank genome assembly
AGGAGCUUUGUCUUCGACGCAAGGACUAUGAAUCCAUGCAGCACAGGUACGUCGUGGAAGAUUUGACCAACACCCGCGAGACCAACAGCAGAAGCAGAGUGGCCGAGCUGCUUCAUAGAGCUGCCAUUCGGAAUCCAGAAAUUUGCCAUGGUGGCGAGAAUUCCCAGAUCUUCAUGGAGGCGAGCUUGCUGCCCCAGGUGAUUUCUUUCCUGUUUGGUGGUGCUUUGAUCCGCUGCUUUGAAGUUUGUCCACUGUGGUUCGUUGUCUACUACAAGACUUUGGAUCAAGUGUUUGCAAAGAUUGACAAGGGCUUCAAGCAGUUCUAUGGACAGUCACUCCACUUAGAAUAUGCACGCACAGAUUGGUCUCCAGUGCAUGUGGCAGAGGCUGGCAUCAGGAUCGACCGAAUUUUGAUUGCCAGAGUGACCAGUCAUCACGUGAACCAUUGCACAAAGGUGUCAUAUGGAUACGCAUACAAGAGUGGUCAACUCGCUGAUGAUGACGAUCAAAGCAAAGGCAACGACGGGCAAGAUCCUUUUGAGUGCUCAUUCAAGUUUGAUACCUUCAGCAGGGGAACCUCCAGAUCGUUUUGGAUCCACAAAGACAUUUGCCGCUUUCACGGCGACGAGACUCGCGUGGCAGCGACUCAAAACAUCACGCCCGUUUGCGUGAAUGAUCGCAUCGAGAUUGCCGUGAACCUCUUCAAUGCCAUGGGGUUGGUGGAUGUGGAUCGGGUGCGCUGGCGCCCCUUGGAGAUCUUCCCAGUACAAGAGCGGCAGUGCCCCAUCGAGCUGGAGCUCUUUGACUGGUAUGACCUAGACUCCUUCCAGUCGCAGAGUGUGGAGAGGCUACAGAUUCCUGACUUCUUCAGUGUUCAGUUGAGGCACAUUUCCACGGAGUAUGCAGGCAUAGAUGUGGCAGUGAGCAAAACGCGGCUGCGAGCAGAGGCUCAAGGAGUAGUACCUCAAGCAGACCGCAUCUUGGGUUCUCGCUUCGAGGUGUUGCCUAGGAGCAGUCCCAUCAUCCUCCCUCUCAAGCGGGUUGGUCUACAGCAUGAUCGUUUUACGAAGAUCCAGCUGCGCCAGGGCGACUCCAUCCUCCUCUACAUCAGCCAGGGUGGCAAGAUGACCUGAG